Messenger RNA from Fusarium pseudograminearum CS3096, 1944 nucleotides. RefSeq lists its product as uncharacterized. NCBI's taxonomy places the organism in Eukaryota, Fungi, Ascomycota, Sordariomycetes, Hypocreales, Nectriaceae. The record is from RefSeq and is a predicted model, not a curated record. Gene Ontology annotation, molecular function: sucrose:proton symporter activity. The transcript has a single exon. The coding region runs from base 1 to 1944 and encodes 647 amino acids. Gene Ontology annotation, cellular component: membrane.
AUGGGCGUCCCCUCGGAACGCGAAGCAGGUGAUGGACCACCUGCUUCAUCUGCCUCUAAUCCACGAAGAACCCCCGGUAACCAGUCUUAUGCCCGCGUCGCCGCUCAAGGGACUGACGAACAAUCGCCUCUGCUGAGGCACGACGCCGACACCGACAAUGCUCAUGGGGAGCACGAUGAUUCACAAACUACCAAAAGCAUAUGGUACCUGCUCCUGUUGACCAUCAGUAUUGGUGGUCUUCAGAUCGCGUGGUCCGUUGAACUUUCAAACGGCUCCCCAUAUCUCUUGUCUCUGGGACUCAGCAAGUCUCUUAUGGCUUUAGUCUGGAUUGCUGGUCCACUUACUGGUACCCUUGUUCAGCCAUACGUGGGUAUGCUGAGCGACAACUGUCGUAUGCCCAUGGGGAAGAGAAAGCCAUUCAUGAUUGGAGGGUCGGUCGCAACGAUCCUCUCACUGCUGUUCCUUGCAUGGGCCAAAGAGAUUGUCGCAUGUGCUUCUAACAUUCUUGGUUUUGACCCCGAAUCACAGGGCGUCAAGACCACAACUAUCGUGGUUGCAGUUGUUGGUGUCUAUGUCCUCGACUUCGCCAUUAACACCGUCCAGGCCUCCAUCCGUGCCUUCAUUGUCGACUGUGCACCAGCUCACCAGCAAGAGUCUGCCAACGCCAUGGCUAGUCGAAUUACUGGAUUCGGCAACAUUGUCGGAUACAUUGCUGGGUAUGUUGACUUGACUCGUCACCUUGGGUUCCUCGGAAAGACGCAGUUUCAAAUACUUUGUGCUAUCGCUUGUGUGGCCCUCGCUUUGACGGUGUUUGUGAGCACUGCCCUCAUCAAGGAGCGAGACCCUCGCCUUGACGGGCCUGCCAAGAAACAGGAGCAUGGUGUGAUCUCUUUCUUCUUCACCAUUUUCAAGUCGAUCAAGCGUCUGCCACCUCAGAUCAAGAGGGUUUGCGAGGUCCAAUUCUGCGCCUGGGUUGGAUUCUUUCCUCUGCUGUUCUACACAUCUUCAUAUAUCGGGGAGAUCUAUGUAGAGCCAUACCUUGAAGCGAAUCCUCAUAUGCCCCCGGAACAGCUCAACAAACUUUAUGAGCAAGCGACUCGAAUUGGUACCUUUGCACUUCUCAUCAACUCCGUUGUGAGUCUGCUUACGAAUGUAUUCCUUCCCUUCUUUAUUGCUCCCACGUACGACAGCCAGCCUGUCACAAACGUUCCAGGAGAGACCCCCGCUGCUGGCUACUACGACGAAGACGAAGACGAGAAGCCCUCUUGGUUGGACAAGCUGGCCAUCCCUGGCCUCACUCUCAAGCGUGCAUGGUUCCUUUCUCUUCUACUCUUUGCUGGAUGCAUGUUUGCCACGCUCUUUGUGCGCACUGUCAAGGCGGCCACUGUACUGAUUGGUCUUGUCGGUAUCACAUGGGCCAUGACACUGUGGGCUCCAUGGGCCAUCAUCAGUGCCGAGAUCAGCCGGAGAGAUGCCCUGAUCCGUGCUCAGAGGAUGAGGCAGGCGACUGCGAGAGCAAACAACGGUGGAAUCGGGGGUGACGAAGAGGAAGAAGAAAUUGACCAGGCUGGCGUGAUUCUCGGCAUCCACAACAUGGCCAUUGCUGCACCGCAGAUUAUCGCUACUGUGGGCUCCAGUGUCAUUUUCAAGCUCUGGCAGAAGCCGCGAGGCACACCAGGUGACCACAGUAUCUCUAUCGUGUUUGCCCUUGGCGGUAUCUGUGUUUUGGUUUCAUCCUUUUUCGUGGCCAAGAUCAAGGAUGAUGCCGCCAUGCCAGCUGAUGUUAUGAUCGAGGCCGAAGAAGGCCAGAGCGGAGCGGCAGAGGCCGUAGAACGCCGACCAUUGAGCAGACGCAAGUCUACGAGGGAUCAGCUUCCUCGAGCAACACAGGCUCGGGCUAACCUGACACGAAACAAGAGUUUCGGAGGCGCUGAGAUGCACUGA